UUGCAACUCGGUGCCAGGUUUGGACAAAGAUUGCAUUUUGCAGUUCCAUGCAGUAACCUUUGCAAAGAUUCCAUGCAGUUACUCGCAGUUAAUGGUCAGAUGCUACUUUAGAAGUGGAGAGGCAACUAAAGAACAAAAAGAAAGCUAGCUAACUUUGUGGACGCUAUCUAGCAUUUGGCUGCUGACAGCAGCCACUUCUCCGGACUGAGAAGGAUCGGGUGGAAGCCUCAAUUUCCUGCGCCAAUAGUCGAGGAAAUGAGGGCGGAGCUGGCUGGCUUCCCUUCUCAGCGCUGCAUCCAGCUGGGUGUGAGUGUGUGAGACUCUGACUCUGUUCCAGAGGGAGAUCUCCUCCUGGGCGGCGGGCGGUGCUUCCCUUAUUUCUCCCGGUUUUCUCCCCUCCUCCCCUCGCAUGGAAGGCGCUAUAAAUGCUGCGACCGCCUGAACGGGAAACGACGACGGGGCACCCCACUUUCACUCGAAGAGCGCUCGCCGUGAUCGCCCGCUAACAUGUGGUUCCUCCUAGUGGCGAUGGGCAGCCUGAGAGCAGGGCUGGCGUCACCCACACCGUCUCCGGCGCCGAUCCCCUUAGGCGCGCAGUGCCUGGGCUCCGCCUGCUUCGGUUUAUUCGGCAUUGCCAGGAGUUUCGCCGAGGCGGGCGGCGUGUGCGAGGCGGGCGGCGGACACCUCAUGACAGUCCGCUCCACUGUGGCGGCGGAGGCCAUAGAGCUGCUGCUGAGCGACAGUCCCGGCAGCGCCUGGCUGGGCUUACGCCUGCCCGGGAACCACUGCGUCGAGCCGUCGAAACGCCUGCGGGGAUUUCAGUGGGUGACCGGCGACGAGCGGACGGAUUUCGACGCUUGGGACAGCAACGGAUCGGACUCAAAAGUGCCCACCUGCGGCCCCACGUGCGUGGCGGUGACUGGCCAACUGAGGUGGCAGGAGCGCUCCUGCAACGCCUCCGCCGAAGCCAUCCUAUGCGAGUACAACUAUCCGAACGGGACCUGCGGGCCCCUGCCGGCCGCCUUGCCGGUCACUUACCUCACGCCCUUCGGCGCCCGAGAGAGCGAUCUGGUGGCCUCUCCGCCGGGCACUACGGCGGAUGUGCAGAGUUUGGGCGCCGUUCUGGAGUGCCGCGCUCAGGGCAGCAACGGGUCUUUGGAAUGGGGUUCAGCCGCACCCGGCGCCUGGGAUUGCCAGUUGCAAAAUGGGGGCUGUGACGAUCAGUGUCAUUUGGACGAGCAAGGGAGACCCCACUGCACCUGCCCGGAAGGCAAGACGUUGUUGGAGGACCAACGGAGCUGCUGGUCCCCCUGUGCCACUUUAGGAUGCCAGCAGCAUUGUGAGCCUCAGGGUGACUCUGGGGUCUGUAUGUGCUUUGAGGGUUAUGAGCUGGAUUCCGAUGGCAAGAGCUGCUUGGACAUUGAUGACUGUCAGGCCACACCAGCGGUUUGUGAACAGGAGUGCAUUAACAUCCAGGGCUCAUAUAAGUGCGACUGCAGGCAAGGCUAUGAUCUGGUGAAGGGCAAAUGCCUCCUAGAAAAAUGGGAGUGCUUUGAUUUAACAUGUGAACAUGACUGCAACCUGGUUGAUGGGGAGUAUAAAUGCAUAUGUUCUGAGGGAUAUAUUCCAGACCCCAAAAGUCCUCAUAAGUGUCUCCGAGUCUGUAACCAGACUCAAUGCGCUGCACAGUGUGACCCUCACAAUAUAUAUCAAUGCUAUUGUCCAGAAAACUUUAUCUUGGAAGUGAACAUAGAUGAUAUGACAAUAUGCACAGACAUCAAUGAGUGUGAGUCUGGAUACUGUGGUUCCCUGAAGUGCAUAAAUAUGCCUGGCAGUUACAACUGCAUCUGUCCCAAUGGACUUAUUCAAGAAGAGGACAGCCUCUGUGAGCAGCCAUCAGAAGAACCAGAAGAGUUUUCGGGUGAAACGGAAACUUAUCCCAAAUCACCUGUUCCUCCUUCUUUUGCCCCACCAAAGGAUGGCAGCAGCCGAGGGACAUUGGUUGCAAUCAUUGUUAGCGUCACCUUUACGGUUGUGAUGUUGGUGGUUAUUAUCUGCUACCUGGUGAAGAAACGCUUUGCUGCACAAAGCAUAUCGGACUACAAAUCUCAGCAGUCUGAAAGUGGUGUGGCACUUCAGCAUGUUAGUUCAACAUGUGACUCUUCCAGACAGAAAAUGUAGGAAACAUUCAUAUUGGAAAGAGAAAAGAGACAGGAAUUUUAAAAACUGCAAGGAAAUGUUUAUGAAUUUGUGGGGGGGGGAGUCCUGUGCAGAUGCUGUUUAAUUCAUAACUGCCUGCAUGAACUCUGAAGUAAUAUUUUCCUUUCAUUUCCUGAGAGUUAAUUGUCAUGCCGUGAGAGCAA
Molecule: messenger RNA, 2363 nt
Organism: Ahaetulla prasina
Lineage: Eukaryota; Metazoa; Chordata; Lepidosauria; Squamata; Colubridae
Gene: THBD
Product: thrombomodulin
Exons: 1
Coding region: 508-2181 (557 amino acids)
Biological process (GO): cell migration
Cellular component (GO): external side of plasma membrane; extracellular matrix; membrane
Molecular function (GO): extracellular matrix protein binding; transmembrane signaling receptor activity; extracellular matrix binding
Source: RefSeq, a predicted model, not a curated record